Messenger RNA from Miscanthus lutarioriparius, 828 nucleotides. The record is from the annotation of a GenBank genome assembly. Lineage: Eukaryota; Viridiplantae; Streptophyta; Magnoliopsida; Poales; Poaceae.
AUGGCGGACGGCAAGCGAUGGGAGGAUUCGGCCGUGGCGUUGAAGACCUCGCCGUCCGUGACGAUGGCUCGGGGAUUGCGCGGCGGUAGCAACCCUCUGGAGGAGUGGAGCAGGCGCUUGAAGGCGAUUGAGGCCGGGUUCCGCGCGUGGACGGCGAAGCAGCCUAUCCACAUCGAGGCCGCGGUGGCCACGGCCGUGGGGGCGGUGCAGGGCGGGGCUCUGGGUGGGCUCAUGGGCUCGCUCACAGCCGACGGAGGGUCGCCGUUCCCCAUGCCGCAGCCGCCGCCCAACGCCAACCCGGAGGCCAUGGCGUCGUUCAAGCAGGCCCAGGCUUUAGCUGGUGGACCCUUAGUGCAAGCCCGGAACUUUGCAGUCAUGACUGGCGCAAAUGCAGGCAUAUCUUCUGUCAUGAGAAGGAUACGAGGGCAAGAAGACAUCCAGGGCAGCAUGGCAGCUGCUUUCGGUUCUGGUGCUCUUUUCUCCAUAGUGAGCGGAGUGGGAACUCCUAAUCCAGUGGUAAAUGCAAUUACAACUGGUGUUGCUUUUGCAGUAUUUCAAGGUGGUUUUUUCAUGAUUGGGCAGAAAUUCUCAAAGCCACCAAGUGAAGAUACAUACUACUCCCGGACAAGAAGCAUGCUGCACAAACUGGGUCUUGAAAAGUAUGAAAAGAAUUUCAAGAGGGGUCUCCUCAAUGAUCAAACAUUACCACUCCUUACGGACAGUGCUCUGAGAGAUGUGAAGAUCCCUCCUGGACCCAGACUUCUCAUACUCGACCAAAUUAAAAGGUUUGGGAUCAUUGCACUAGCCUUUCAUGUUUCCAUCUCUUAG